CAUAUAAUCAUUUUACAUUAGAGAAUAAAAUCAGUUUCAAUUCUAGUAUCUUAAGCAGUUUGAAAGUGAUGUUAAAAGUGUGAAUAUGUCUAAAUUGAAGUAUCUAAGUGGAUUCGGAUCAGAAUUCAGCUCAGAAGACCCCAGAUGUCCGAACUCGCUGCCUGAAGGGCAAAACAGCCCUCAGAAGUGCCCCUACGGGUUGUACGCCGAGCAGUUAUCGGGCAGUGCGUUCACCGCCCCCAGGGCAGAAAACGUCAGGACUUGGUUGUAUAGGAUUAGGCCUUCGGUGGGACAUAGGCCGUUCAAGAGGCUCGAAAACGUAAACGUGACGCAUGAUUGGUCAGAAACUGAACCUGAUCCAAAUCAGGUUGCCAAAUAUGAAGACUUGGAAGGGAACUACGAGAUCGUAGCGAAGUAUCAAGGAAAACUGUUCGUUUGCGAACAGGAUCAUAGUCCUUUUGACGUUGUAGCCUGGCAUGGGAACUAUGUGCCCUACAAGUACGACCUCGAGAAAUUCAUGGUUAUCAAUUCCGUUUCAUUCGAUCACUGUGUAAGUGCAGCCAUGUCGGCGUUACACAAGCUGACUCUCGUGCUCCUCGCGUGCGCCCUAGUCCACGCAGCCAAGAGGCGGCAGCCGCAGCCGCAGCCGGAAGCGGAUGCGGAACUGUCGGAAGAGUGCCCCGAGCCAGACGGCUUCUUCGCUGACGCGGAACAGUGCGACAAGUUCUAUCAGUGCUCGGCCGGGAAGAUCACGGAGAAGCUGUGUCCCGACGGGCAGGUGUUCAACGAUUACAGCUCGGAGUACGAGAAGUGCGACCUGCCGUUCAACAUCGACUGCUCGGCCAGGCCGAAGCUGCAGCAGCCGCAGCCGAGCGAGAACUGUCCGAGGAAGCACGGGUACUUCGCGCACGAGCAACGGGACGUGUGCAACAAGUUCUACUUUUGCGUGGACGGGAAGUACAACAUGAUCACUUGCCCUAACGGGCUCGUGUACAAUGAGAAGGUGGGCAUAUGCUCGUGGCCGGACGAGGCGAAGCGAGGCGGCUGCACGUCGGCCGAGGUGUUCGAGUUCGAGUGCCCCAAGGUCGAUGAGGCCGUGGGUGCCACCCACCCGCGCUACGCCGAUCCCAAGGACUGUCAGUUCUUCUACGUGUGCAUCAAUGGCAACGCGCCCCGCAGGAACGGCUGCAAGAUGGGCCAGGUGUUCGACGACACGACGAAGAAGUGCGACUGGCCGAGGCACGUGCCCGAGUGCAAGGACUGGUACGAGGGCAUUUUGACGGAGCAGCAGCUGUUUGACCUUGAGAAUCCGCCCGCGCCCACUACCAAGGCCACCAAAUCGGAUCAAGAAGAAAGUGAGGAGGAUCCGUACAAUACAGAUGAAGACUCUGACUAUGUCCCUACUGAAGAAGAAGAGAAUGAUGAUAGAAAUGAACGUACAAUGGAAGGUAGUGAAGAACGAACAGAGAAAGAAAUGGAGCCUACAAUGAAGAUUCAGAGAACACGAAAAAGGAGAGCUGACCCAAAAAACUGGAGAAGAAAUGUUAUCAAACGUCUCAAAAAUACUGGAAAAGAAUACAAAAAUUGGAAAGGCAACACUGUAUCAGGUAGAAAAUUAAAACCUCCUUGUCCAGGUACUUGCAGACUGAAAUGUUCGAUGAAAUGGAGCGAAACAAAUCGACAAGACAUUUUCGAUGACUUCUGGCAUCUUGGUGAUAUAACACUCCAGAGAAAUUUUAUAUCAAAGUAUGUGGAUUACAAUAUCAAAUCUAGAGAGCGUAUCUCAAUCAAAUCUGGAGAAGAACACCAAGGAAGUCGGAGACAAUUCACUUUCGUUUAUCACCUACCAAACUUCGAUAAGAAAAGUGGUCGAAUUCAAGUUUGUCAAACCUUUUUUCUCAAUACUCUGUCAAUAAGCCAUCAAAUGGUGAAAACUGUAGGUAAAAAAGUCGAGAAUACUCCUGGUAUUGUGGAAUCGGACUUGAGAGGUAAAAUAAAAUGUAAUUCUAGAUUGCCUGAUGAAGUGAAGCAAUCUGUGAGAUCACAUAUUGACAAUUUUCAACCCAUAGAGAGUCAUUAUUGUCGUAAAAAUUCCAGUAAAACUUAUCUUCCUUCGACGUUGAACAUCACCAAAAUGUAUGAGCUAUACUCAAAAUAUUGUCAAGAAAACAAUCUCCCAAUGGCCAAAGAGUGUAUUUAUAGAAAAAUAUUUUGUGAAGAAUACAACAUCUCAUUCUUUCAACCAAAGAAAGACCAAUGUGGUUUGUGCACAAACUAUAAUAACUCCAAUGAGAAUGAAAAAUGCGAGAUGCAGGAGAAUUUUAAUUCUCAUGUCCAAAACAAAAAUCUUGCACGGGAAAAUAAGGAAAAUGAUAAAGAACGCGCUAAAGUUGACAAACAAUUUUGUGCUGCAGUGUUCGACCUGCAACAAGUUCUUCCUGUUCCCAAAAUAGAAGUUGGAGAGGCAUAUUAUAAAAGAAAAUUGUCAACGUACAAUUUCACAAUUUACGAUUUGGGUCAGAAUAAAGGUAUAUGUUACAUGUGGUACGAAUCUGUAGCAGCUAGGGGCGCUUGUGAAAUCGGAAGUUUUCUUUACAUGUUUUUAAUUGAUGGAAUAAAGUCAGGAAUCAAAGAAUUUUCCUUAUAUUCUGACAAUUGUGCUGGCCAAAAUCGCAACAGAUUCAUUUAUAGUUUGUAUUUUUACGUGUCCCAUAAGUAUAAAGUUAUAAUCAAUCAUAAGUUCCUCGAAAGUGGUCAUACUCAAAAUGAGGGAGACAGUGUUCAUAGUGUUAUUGAAAGAGCUUCUAAAUCAAUACCGCUAUACACUCCUGGUCAAUGGUACACCUUGGCAAGAACGGCAUGUAGAAAAAGCCCUUAUAAGAUCAUCGAAGUGUCCCAGGACAAUGUGUAUGACCUCAAAGAUCUCUUGCAGAACACUACCAUCAAUUGGGACAAAGGUACCGACAACGAGAUAGUAAAGUGGAACCAGAUUAAACUGAUCAGAACUGAUACACAAAAUGAUGGAUUUUUAUUUUUCAAAUAUAACUACUCAGAUGAACAAUUUUCCACUAUCAAUCUCCUGAAAAAAGGUCGAAAAGCAAUCAGUUAUCCUGAGGAAUACGAACUCAAAAUUUUACGAAGUAAACAUUUGCCAAUAUCGAAAGAAAAAUAUAAUGAUUUGAUAUUCUUCUGUAACAAGAAUGCAUUACCAAAAGAAUACCAUAAUUUCUUCAUGAAUUUGCACUUUUCUCGCACCACGAAUCAGCAGGAAGAUGAUAGUGACUGA
Messenger RNA from Phaedon cochleariae (mustard beetle), 3286 nucleotides. The record is from the annotation of a GenBank genome assembly. NCBI's taxonomy places the organism in Eukaryota, Metazoa, Arthropoda, Insecta, Coleoptera, Chrysomelidae.